AUGGCUUUGGAGGCGUGGACGCCGCUGGCGCCCACGCGCGUGCCAUUUGAGCUGCAGGACGAUGAAACGAUGGGUACAGAGACAGUUGGUCUGGAGGAUCAUGUCAUGGAUUUUGGACCGUUUCCUCGGAAUGUUAUGAUGCAAGUUUUAGACAAUGUUCCCGUAACUGAAUUGCCGCGCGUCGGCCAAUGUUCGCGUGCAAUGCAUCGCCUAUACAAGGACGAGACGCUGUGGAAAUGGAGAUUUGAUCGACUUGCAUGGGAAGGUCUUGACGACAUGCAAGAUCUUCUUUUGAAUACUCCGCCGCCGCCGCUAGAGACGGUUUUGGCGCAAGCGAAAGUACCACGAAAACCACGCGAUACCGUAAACCUUCUCUCCGACUUGGAGCUGCAGGAGUCUACUUUGCCUAUACAUCCUUACUUUGAGCGUGUGCGACGUGCAUAUAUUGUGCUGAAGCCGUUAUUUCAUUCGCUAAUGGCCCAACAUAGCACAUCUUCCUCCCUAUUGUUUACCGGGCCUGCGACCAAGACGCUUGCAGCGCAAUGCACAAUGCUACGGAAUAUGACGCAUGCAGCAUCGACACUAGUAAAGGCACUCCCUCCUGGCCUCUCGCUGGAUACUGUCGCUCCGCGCAUACAGCAGGCAGCCACAUUUUGCGAAGUGCAGCUGCGUACGGCAUUUGCAGCUUUGCAAGAGCGCAGAGAUCCUGCCGCUGAUGCAGAAAUGCGGCGGUAUGCAAGUCUUGCAUGGAGCUUGCGCAUUGUUCCGCCCCUAUGCGGGUGCGCUCAGCCAGCAUCAGCCGAAGCACCGGAUCGAGAGCGCGCAUUGUACAGCGAUGGGGGAUACGCGCUGGUACUUGCACACCUUGCGAGCCGUCCAGUUUUUGGGAAUGCGCUUCCUCAUAAUCCCGAGGAUAGCAUUUGUUUUACCUCGCAAAGUGAAGCUGCGCUGGACACGAAACCAAUUAUUACUUUUGUAUCCUUCUUGGAAGGUGUCGUGCGCGAAGAGGGUGCACUUAUUUAUCGUGUAUUUCCCCGGGAACAGCGUGUAGAGCUGGUCUUUCUCGAGAAGCUAUGUGAUGAUCUUGUCACUGAAUAUAUCAGCGGCCUUUUCCAGCAUGCACUCUCGCACAGUCCAUUUACCUAUCUGUGCGCAUUUUCACAGUCGUACGCGCAAAUGUUGCCGCUUGCAGAUGCAAUGGUAGAAGGUGCGCCGCACUUGGACAUCGCUGAGACAAAGCAGGUGCUCGGUCAUAUUUGGGCGCAACAGCUUGAGGAGUAUAUCACGCAAGAAGAGGCGUGGGUAGCACGCACACUUGCUCAAGUGUGCGAGCGAUGGACCGAGGAAUUGGCGCAAACAGUGCGCGAACAUCGCGAGGCAUCUGUGCCCACACCACACUCUGCCGCUGAGAAGCGUUCUUUUCUCUCCAAGUUUAAAGGUGCAAUUAUGGCACCCGCUGCAUCGCUGCCGAGAUCAGCGAGCCUUGGCAUCGGGCAGCUUACACCGUCGCGAUGGCAGACAAGUCGCGAGUCCUCGCCGAACCCAGCGCAGGACGAGGAUGGGCACGAAGGGUAUCUUGGCCUUACCGAUCAGCCAACUGGAAUGGAGGACCAAGGUACUGAGAAGGAAGCGGCAACGCUCGACGUUCCUUUUGCGCAGAGUCCCAAGCUUCGAUCCGCAUCACCAAUACGGCCCUUGCAGCUUUCUGCAAUGCUGUCCAUUGACAUCGCGAUGGAGCUUAUUGGCACUACGCGCAUGGCACUGCAGCGACUCGAGCCGCUGCAUGCGUUGGGUCCAAGCAGCGCUGCACGUGUACAGCAGGCGGCGAUAAAAAUCACGGUGCUCUUCUUUGCGACCCUCAACGAUGCGCACAUCCAGCCAGGAUUCAAGAAUGCACGCGAGCAGAUCGGCUCUUACGAUCCAGCAAGACAGGAAAUGACGAUGCAUGCAGCCGAGCAUGUCGGCCCACUCAUUCUCUUUUUCGAACUCGUCCAAAUUGGCGAUACAAUCCAGCAGAUGACGCAUGUGUUCUUUGACAAGGUUGCCUCCCCAUUGUUGGGCAAGACAGAUUUUACCAAUGCUGCGAUCCGCGAAAAGAAGCGCUUCGAGAGUAGUUUGGACGAGAGCGUCGCAGAGGGCUUGAGUACGGGCGUCGAGUUGCUUGUCCAGCACGUGGAAUACAUUGUGCUCACACGCCAAAGCCCGCGCGAUUUUUACCCCGAAGCUGGGCAGGCACUUGAUAUUGCGCAGCCGACGCGUGCCUGCUCAGAAUGCUGCCGAACGUUGGAGAUCUACUGUGAUAUGCUGGCGUCGUGUGCAGACAAGGCAUUGCUGGACGUAUUUUACCAAGAGAUUGGGCUCCGUCUCUAUGCCGUGCUGUGCAAGCACUUGAAACGCCAAAUUAUAUCUUUGAAUGGCGGGUUUCAAGUGAUUUCCGACUUGAAUGCAUAUUACCACUUUAUCACGACGUUGAAACAGGCUGCAUUAACGACGCUGUUUGCUGCGCUGAAGCGGAUCGGCAGCUUGUACAUAGUGGACGACCCCAAAGAGCUCGCCAAAAUGGUGCGCGACGCAACACUGAGUGGAGGAACGUGGCGGCCUGAGGAAAUGUACGAAUUUUUGCGCUCGCGCAGCGAUUUCAAGUCCAUUGAGAGCAACGUCGAUGCGGAACUGUACGGGAUUAAAAUCAUGGAGGACUGUGUGGUGCUAUAG
Messenger RNA from Malassezia vespertilionis, 2712 nucleotides. It is a transcript of the gene RCY1, whose product is annotated as F-box protein: endocytic membrane traffic, recycling ReCYcling 1. The transcript has a single exon. Gene Ontology annotation, cellular component: cytoplasm; exocyst. Gene Ontology annotation, molecular function: protein binding. Gene Ontology annotation, biological process: exocytosis; Golgi to plasma membrane transport. Bases 1 to 2712 code for a protein of 903 amino acids. Lineage: Eukaryota; Fungi; Basidiomycota; Malasseziomycetes; Malasseziales; Malasseziaceae. The record is from RefSeq and is a predicted model, not a curated record.